AUGGCGAAACUUAGAGUGAAAAAACGUAGUGUUGUUUUAAUCCCAUACACUUACCAAGGCCAUGUAACACCCAUGCUUCAGCUUGGGAAAAUCCUUCAUUCUAAAGGGUUCUCUGUCAUUGUAGCUCACCCGGAUUUCAAUUCUCCAAAUCCUUCAAAUCACCCCGAAUUCGUCUUCCUUCCAUUGGAGGCCAAUUUAUCUGGUUUGGACACCUCAAAUGAUAUCCUCGGAGUGAUGUCGGCGAUGAACCAGAGUUGCAAAGCUCCCCUGGUGGAUUACUUGGUUCCAAUGAUCAAGGAUCAAGAGAAGUAUGGUCAAAUAAGUUGUAUUAUCUAUGAUAUCCUUAUGGGCUUUGGGAACUCUGUGGCUGUUCAGUUAAAGAUUCCCAGUCUGGUUCUAAGCACCUGUAGUGCAUUUUACAUGCAAACUUAUCGCAUCGUCUUGAAACUUCAGGCACAAAAUCAGAUCCCUUUGCGAGAGGCGAAGAUGUUGGAGCCAGUCCCUGAGCUCCAUGCACUUAGGUACAAGGAUUUAGUCGCACCUGUUAAUGUUAAAAUUGAUGAUGUAGUCAUGGAUUUCUUCACGGCAAUGGCUAAUAUAGGGUCCUCUGUUGGCAUCAUUUGGAACACGGAAGAAGGUCUUGAUCGCUUCGCAUUGGAAGAAUUCAGGCAAAGUUACAAAGUUCCAUCUUUUCCCGUAGGUCCAUUUCACAAGAUGAAGGGCGGGAGUUCUUGCAAGUCAUUGGAUGACUUGACAGAGUUCAUCUGCUCAUUCCCAUUGAUCAAUUGA
Messenger RNA from Oldenlandia corymbosa var. corymbosa, 789 nucleotides. The record is from the annotation of a GenBank genome assembly. NCBI's taxonomy places the organism in Eukaryota, Viridiplantae, Streptophyta, Magnoliopsida, Gentianales, Rubiaceae.